AUGAAUGACCCCACUAUGUUGCAACAAAUGUCAAGCAACCCUAUGCUUUUAAACCGAGUUAUUGGUGCACAGAGUGGAGGUUUAAGAGCGGCACUUUUAGCGAAAAUGGCAGGCUAUGGUGGAGCUGCAGACGGAACAGCUUAUAACCCUCAAAGUCAAAUGAAUUUGAGUUCACUCAAAAAUCAAAUAACAGAUGUCAAAAAGUCAAACAUAGACAUACAGAAGCAAAUAAGUGAAAACGAAAAGAAACUAGAAUAUGACAGACACACAAAGAAACUCAAUGAGUUAAACGUAGAGAAAAAGAAGAAAGAAGAACAACUGAAAGAACUAAGUACAGAGGAAUAUGCGAAAAAAGUGUCAGAAAAAGCAGCAGAAGUAGCAAAAAUGGAACAAGAUGUUAUAAAUUUGAAAAACCAUACUACUCAAUAUAAAGUACUGAAAGAUGAAGAGAUAAAACAAAAAGCCAUGAAGACAUAUAUGGAUAGCGAUGAGGAUAAAAAAGAAGUUGAAGCAAAUGUAAAGGCAGAAAAACUUUUACAGUUGCAAAACCAAACCGUACAGUAUGAAAACUUAGCACAAGAAAGUAAAAAUAACGACGCAGCCAUGCAAAAGGCAAUGAAAAGCGCAGAUAUUAUAAAAGCUAAUAAUGACUGGUUAGAUGCCCAAGCCAACGCUAAAGCAGCCCAACUUAUAGGGUCAAUAAGGACAAAAAUACAAGCGGAUGAAGACAGUUCAAAUGAAGCUUUAAUGAAUGCUGACUUUAAGAAUGCCUUCGAAGCUCUUCAUAGUAAGGUGAAACUAGUGAACGACUUCUCAUCUGGAAAGAAACUGAAGUCUGAAGGUUUCGACAAAGAGUUAAGAGAAGUAGCACAAAAUAUGACGAAAAUAACAGAUGCAGCAACGAGACAGGCAGUUCAAAGUGCCUAUGACGCCGUUAGAGCAGCUGUUGUGGAAAGUCAAGAAAAAGAGUUAUAA
Trichomonas vaginalis G3 is the source of this 975-nucleotide messenger RNA. RefSeq names its product protein of unknown function, DUF4106 family. The transcript has a single exon. The coding region runs from base 1 to 975 and encodes 324 amino acids. The record is from RefSeq and is a predicted model, not a curated record. NCBI's taxonomy places the organism in Eukaryota, Parabasalia, Trichomonadida, Trichomonadidae.